This is a messenger RNA of Dromaius novaehollandiae (emu), 4814 nucleotides long. It is a transcript of the gene METTL8, whose product is annotated as methyltransferase 8, tRNA N3-cytidine. Gene Ontology annotation, molecular function: tRNA (cytidine-N3)-methyltransferase activity. Bases 1622 to 2872 code for a protein of 416 amino acids. The transcript is spliced from 10 exons. NCBI's taxonomy places the organism in Eukaryota, Metazoa, Chordata, Aves, Casuariiformes, Dromaiidae. The record is from RefSeq and is a predicted model, not a curated record.
GGGCCGGGGCCGGGGGCGGCGCGGCCGCGCGGAGCCCGCCACGCCGCGGCGGCGGGAGCGCGUGCCGCUGCGCCGGCCGUUACUGCGGCCGCGCGCCCAACGGCCGCCGCGCGGUCCGAGCGGCCCCUCCGCGGGACGGCGGCUCUCCCGCAGGCGGCAGCUGCGCUCCUGCGCCGCAGCGCUGCCCCGUGGCCUCAGCGUGGCUUCUCGGCGCUGCCGUUGGACGCGGAGCUUUGUUUUUGUUUCUGAACGUAGUUUUUACAAACUUGACCAGUUUUUCUUUCUUUCACGGUCUGAGCUCUGAGUUACAAAGGGCCCCUGUGUCGGGCCAGCCCGUCCCCCGCAGGGCUGCCUGCCCGGCCCCGGCUGCUCACGCGCGAAGGCUCUGGCCGCGCGGUGCUAUCAGGGCUUGGCAGGCGUGGGGACGGCGGGUGCUAACGGGUGAGGAGUUUACAGACCUGCUAUAAAGAUACCUCUCACAAGCCGUGAGAGAUAAACAGGGACACUAGUGCGGCAGAGCCGGCGCGAAGAAAAUGUGGGCUAGGGGCACGCUGAAUGAGAAAGGCCUGAGGCUGAGCUGCACGCCAGUGCUUGGGGCGCGCUCUCCGGGGCAAUGACCCCCUUUAGCUCCCGUUGGAUUCACCGAGUGCUGCAAAUGUGAAACAGAUAUUGUCCAGUUUCCUACAUGGACUCUGGCCCAGAUGUGUAGAAGUAUUUGGGCAUGGUUCUGUGCAGUGUUGCAAGACCUAUCAAAUUUAGGCGGUUUAGUUACACGAGAGACCAGAAGCAGGAAGCUGGCUGCCCGAGUGAGAAGAGAGGCCCGGGCAGUGCUGCAUGCAGGCGGAAGCGGGAAGGAUGCACCCUCGACUCCCCAAACCACGCACCAAACCAGAAGAAUUGAGAAGAAAUGAGGGAAACUCCCUGCAGCUGCCCUUGCUCCGCUCAGGACCGGCGCAGAAGCGAGGUGUGAACCUGGUAGGCUGCGUUCUGGGCAGCCUGUCGUGGCUGUGUGAGGGCUCGUGUGCUUUAUUGUGUAUAUUCCCAUCAGGGAUCAUCUGUCCUGGGACAGCUGUGAUUUAAAUCUACGUGACACCAAUGACACCAAAACAUUAGAUGUUAACAGUGCCAUGGCUGCCUUGUGCGAUACGACAUGGCCCAAUUUAGGAUACCCCAGGCAAGUCCCACUGUGCCCCGUUUCCCUCUCUGCGGCACUAGGGCCGUCUGCAGAACCUCUCAGCCCUGCCAGGAGCAAAGCAAAGUGACGGGAGGCAGACGAGGCUCUCACUUUCCCCAGCAACGCACUGAAGCUGCUGUGUCGAGAGGUCACGGGAAGUCCGUGGGUGCUCGGAGGAGGAGGGGUGAAGAAAGCUUUGUUCUGGGUUGGAUGUUUUCCACCUUCACCUGAGACAGGGAGGAGAAGAAGUCCCACACGCCUACCGCUGCUUUGCGCUGAAGCCUCUGUCACGGGCUGUUUCUCUCCGACCAAGUAUUUCUCCCUGCAUGCAUCUCCCUUUCCAACCUGACGGCAAGGCAGGGGCUGGUAACAGGAGAGCGACCCUCAGUCCUGGCUUCUGGAGGCACUCUGCUGAUCUAGUACACACAAGAUUGGUCUCUGAACAAAAUGAAUUUCAUUACAAGGCUUUCUGCUUUAUGUCUGAGGAAAAGCAAGAUGCCGCAGAGGUACCGGAGUAGUAGACGACCAGCUGUUCCACUUGGAUCACGGAUUUUGACUGAUCCUUCUAAGGUUUUUGAGCAUAACAUGUGGGACCACAUGCAGUGGUCACAAGAAGAAGAGCAGCGUGCCAAGGACAAAGCAGCAGAGAACUCACUUGUGAAAGUCCAAUUGGAAGACCAAGAUAAAUAUGAGAGAGAAGCCAGCAAAUACUGGAAUGAAUUUUAUAAGACUCAUAAAAAUAACUUUUUCAAGGAUCGCAAUUGGCUGUUUCUGGAGUUCCCUGAAAUUCUUCCAGAAAAAAAGAGAGAACAGUUGAAAACAGAGGAAAAAUCUUCAGAACCCAUAAAAAUAAAUAGUACCAGCAGUUUUCCUCACCAGGAUUUUCCUGGAAUGUUUGAGGAAGGAAAAGAUUACUGGAAGAAUAAUUAUGGGGAAGACUCUUCUUCUGUACAAGGACAAAUAUAUAACAAAAAGCAAGCAAAAUCUAUAACUGACAGUCCUCAGGGUAAAAACUGUAGAGAACAACUUGGCAAGCUAGAAUCCUUCCCUGGUAGUGGUGCUGCUUACAGAAUAUUAGAGGUUGGUUGUGGUGCUGGAAAUAGUGUCUUUCCUAUUUUGAAAGUUCUAUGCAAUACACCUGGUACCUUUCUAUACUGUUGUGAUUUUGCUUCAGGAGCAGUGGAGCUGGUAAAGUCACAUUCGUCCUACAAUUCAGCCUGGUGUUUUGCCUUUGUUCAUGAUGUGUGUGAUGAUGCUUUACCCUAUCCUUUUCCUGAUGAGAUCCUGGAUGUCAUUCUCCUUGUCUUUGUGCUCUCUGCUAUUCAUCCUGACAGGAUGCAAAGGGUUGUAAAUGGAUUGGCUAAACUACUGAAACCUGGAGGAAUGUUGUUAUUUCGAGACUAUGGAAGAUAUGAUACAUCUCAACUUCGUUUUAAAAAAGGUCAUUGCUUGUCAGAAAAUUUUUAUGUACGAGGAGAUGGCACCAGAGUUUAUUUCUUUACCAAAGAUGAGGUAUGGAACAUGUUCAACUUGGCUGGAUUAACUGAAGUACAGAAUUUAGUUGAUCGGCGAUUACAAGUCAACAGGAAGAAAAAAGUCAAAAUGCAGCGAGUCUGGAUACAGAGCAAGUUCCAAAAACCAUUGCUGCUAUCUCUGAGUAAUCCUGAAGAAACAACCAAAAGGCACCCUUAUGGCUAAAUAUACCAUAAACUCCAGAAACUGAAGCAAAUUUGAGUACAUAUAUUCCCUAUAAAUCUUGUAUUAGCCACUGAAAAGGAGAAAAAUAUUGAACUGAAAACCCUUCCUUGAUGUUUUGUAAAUGUAUAUAUUUGAAAAUGAUCUGGAAAAAAUUGCCUGACUUCUGCUUUAUAUAUAGUAAAGGGAUAUGCAUUAAUCUACUCAUAACUGUGACUUUGAACUAUUUUACUUCAUUGAAUGUGAAUACUCAGUAAAUAUGAACAUGUAUCCAGUUCCUGUUGAAAUUCACAAUGUGUUAAAAGGUAUUGGACUGGGUAGAAUUCUUUCAGAGGUUUAGAGAAUGAGAAUAUCUGUUCUCACUGUCACUACAAGGCCUGCUGUCUUAAUUUCUGAGUCAUGUCUCCUUUAACCACUGUAUCUUGCAACUGUAUUUCCUCUGUUGGAGGAAAUUUCUUGGUGCAUAAACAAUGAAUCAUUACCUCGAACAUUCAUCAGAAGGAAGGUUCUGACAGAAUCUCUUUGAUUUGCAUGAAACUUAUAUACCUUAUGCAGUUAGUAUGAAAUAAUAUGCGGUUCAUAGGUACCAGAUUAGUCAGUGAUUGCCAUCCUCCACUGUGACUGGCUUAUUUCUCUGAAGUCUCCACUUUCCAUCUAAGUGCUCAUAACAAACGUGCCAAACUCAAGUGUAUGUAACAGCUAACACAUACAUUAUGUUUAAAGUACCCUAAGUUGCUAGUUGAGCAUCAUAUCAUGUAGGAAAGGAUCACCAAAAUGCCAAAACAGUGCCUAAACCAAAUGGUUCACUAUUUGCCUGGAUGAAUAGAAAUAUUAUUUUUAUGAUACAUAUCAGAGACAUUAGAGGGAGGAUCAAAAAGGGUAAUCCAGUGUACUUAUUAGGAUUAUUAUGGGAUAGCGUAAUCAACACUAAAAUGGCUGUAUACAUGGUGGCUGAGAUAUUUUUGGUGUUUACAGAGAGAAGUGGGUUUCUCAGGUCUUGAGUUUUAGAAACGAGACACCAUGAUCUUCUAUUGAUGCUAUGGAGAGACAGUAAAAAGACAAGAAUGCACUAAUACUUGAAGUGCUUUUAAAGAGAAAACCAAAAUGCAAACAUUGUUUUCAGAGGUAGACCAUAAUACUGACACAGUUGAGCUAGUAUUAAAACAUGCCCUAUCUGCUUAUUUAAGUCUAAUUUUACAAUCACUUAACCACAAGGAAGAGAGGACAAGAAACAGGUGUCUGUUACCUUAAUAAGGAUAUAGAACACAUACAAUUUAGAGCAUGCAGUUUUGAGGGUCAUUAAUAUAGUGACAAUCUCAGAAUCUGUUUUCUGUUAAUCUGAAGGGUAAGCAUGUCACAAUUGACAACCCAUUUUUUUUGCCAAUUGUUAGCUACUAAGCUAAGUAUAACUGGUUGUCUUCUAGAAGGAAAAAAAAUCAGUAUUUGAAUGCCUAAGUAUCUUCAUCACCUUUGACAGAAUGAAGGACCUGCUUAUUUUCCAUAAUAUCAAAUACCUUUCAUGAAUUCAGGUGCAAUAAGAGGUCCUUGAAGGUAGGAUCUAAUCCUGUGUUUCUUGUAUUUUCUAAAUUUCCACUAGAGUAAGAUACUGUUUUAUGAAUUAAAUGGCUUAGGAAGCUUUGUGGUAUAAAUCAGAUUAAAGGUUAAAAUACAACAGUGUUCUUUCAAGCCGUAAGUUUUAGGACACUGUAGAGUCUGCAGGGGAAAUGUAAAUAAAUAUCUGCUUAUAUUUUAAGGAAGUUGCUACCCUGUGCUGUUAAGUGUGCUUUUUGGUAUGCAUAGCUCUGAGUCUAAUACAAAGCAUUUUCAGCUGUAUAAUUUUGCCAGGAGUUGGUGGUGGUAAGCUCUGGAGUACUGUAAAAUCUUAUCCAUGUGUGUGAUGUAGAUUUUCCAUAAUAAAAUAAAAUCCUGUUUGCUUUGACUCUCA